CAAAACAGUGAAGUUUAGCCUAGCAGGAAACACCGAGGUUACCACCAGCGCGGCAGUGGAAAAACAAGGAGCACCAGUCCCCGUUUCAGUUGUUUAACCGGGGCUCAGUCUCAUUAUUUCCUCGGCAAAUACACCUUCUCUUGGAUUCUAGGAGUAACGCUACUCGCUUUCGGUCUGGUCACAGUUUCCCCCCCGACUUUGAGGAUAGAGCUUUAGCCAACUAAAUCACCCGACACUGGCCGGGGGGGGGAUCUUAUCCAGCGGCUGUGAACUGUGGACAUCAUCUGAGCGACGGCUGUUUUGAAUCAGUGUGCGUCAGUGGGCCCCUCAGGCUCCCCGCUGGGGCCGAGUCAGGAUGAAGAGGUUCAGGCGACACGGCCAGGAGUCCCAGAGAGAUCGACUCAAACAGGAGCUCUUCCAGUUCAACAAGACAGUGGAGCAUGGAUUCCCCCACCAGCCCAGCGCUCUGGGCUACAGUCCUGCCCUCCAGCUGCUGGCCAUCGGCACCCGCUCCGGGGCCAUCAAACUAUAUGGAGCUCCAGGUGUGGAGUUCAUGGGUCUACAUGAUGAGAAUGCUGCCGUGACUCAGGUGCACUUCCUCCCCCACCAGGUUGAACUGGUGACUCUGCUGGAUGACAACAGUCUGCACAUGUGGACUUUAAGAGCUCACAAGGGACUCUCUGAACUUCUGGAGAUAGGACGUUUCACUCUCACUGGACCACCUGGUGCCCCUCCAAGUGUGACCAGAGUGACAGCAGUGCUGGCUCACUCCUCAGGGGAGCUGCUGCUGUUGGGAACAGAAGGAGGACACGUCUUCAUAGUGGAGGUCCCCGGGUUCAGAGAGCUGGAAGAGAGGAAUAUUAGCCUCGACCAAGUGGCCAGCAGUGUACCGGACGACUACAUCGGCCGCAGGAAUUUGGAACACGUGGAGGCCUUAACGGAGAACCCGGUCAUCCCCAACCAGGUCGUUAUUGGCUACGGACGAGGUCUCAUGGUCAUAUGGGACCUGGAGAAGCAGCGUGCCAUCCAGCACAUCCGCGCCACCCAGCAACUGGAGAGCGUGUGGUGGACAGAGGACGGAGGCUACAUUCUCAGUUCGCACAGCGAUGGAAGUUACUGUCGAUGGAUGACGAGCGGAGAGGAUGUGAAUGAGGAGGAGGAGAAAUCAGACAUUCCUUAUGGACAUUUCCCCUGCAAGGCCAUUUCUAAAAUAGUUCAGCUACCGACAGAAGAAGGGCCUCCAUUCCUGCUGUUCAGCGGUGGGAUGCCCAGGGCCAGCUACGGGGACAGACACUGCAUCACAGUGAUCCACAGUAAAACACACGUGGCUCUGGACUUCACCUCCCGGAUCAUUGACUUCUUCGCCAUCAGAGGCGGACCACAGCACACAGGAGACCCCUGUGCGCUGGUGGUCCUGGUAGAGGAGGAGCUGGUAGUGAUUGACCUGCAGACGGAGGGCUGGCCGGUCAUCCAGACGCCAUACCUGGUCCCCCUCCACAGCUCCGCCAUCACCUGCUCCCACCACGUCUCCGCCAUCCCCCUCAAACUGUGGGAGCGGGUCCUCGCCGCCGGAGGCCUGCAGAGCACGCACUACUCCAAAAAGCCAUGGCCAAUAACAGGAGGACAGAACCUGGCCCCAGACCCUCCACAGAGAGACCUGCUGCUCACAGGGCACGAGGAUGGGACGGUGCGUUUCUGGGACGCAUCCGGAGUCUGUCUGUAUCCCAUGUAUAAGUUGAGCACAGCGGGAGUGUUCCACACAGACGCCGACCCCAAUGACAACAUGAACCAAGGCACCGAAGGAGAGUGGCCGCCAUUCAGAAAGGUCGGCUGUUUUGACCCCUACAGCGACGACCCACGGCUCGGCAUUCAGAAGAUCCACCUUUGUAAAUACAGCGGUUAUCUGACUGUAGCUGGCACUGCAGGACAGAUCCUGGUGCUGGAGCUCAACGACGAGGCGGCGGAGCAGACGGUCGAGGCUAAAGUUGUGGAUCUGCUGCAGGGCCAAGAGGGCUUCCGCUGGAAGGGCCACACUCAGCUGGACGUGCGAGAGGAGCCGGUGCUGUUUCCUCCAGGCUUCCAGCCUUUCGCUCUGGUCCAGUGCCAGCCCCCCGCCGUGAUCACCGCCCUCACCCUGCACUCGGAGUGGAAGCUGGUGGCCUUCGGCACCAGCCACGGCUUCGGCCUCUACGACUACCAACAGAAGAACAACGUCCUCGUCAAGUGCACCCUAAACCCCAGUGACCAGCUGGCCAUGGAGGGUCCUCUGUCCAGGGUGAAGAGCAUAAAGAAAUCCCUCCGACAGUCCUUCAGGAGAAUCAGACGCAGCAGGGUCUCGCUAAGGAAACAUCACGUCAACAACGCCGCCAAGCUGCAGGAGGCCAACGCUCGUCUGGAGGCUGAGCUGGCAGAGAUGGAGCUGGCUCCGGUCCAGAGGAAGAUCGAAGCGCGCUCCUCGGACGACUCGUUCACCGGCCUCGUGCGGACCAUCUACUUCGCCGACACCUUCCUCUCAGACAGUUCACAUAACACGCCCUCCCUAUGGGCAGGGACCAACGGCGGCUGCGUGUAUGCAUACAUGCUCCGCCUUCCCGCUGUAGAGCGCAGAGCGGACGAACCAGUCACCGCACAGCCGGCUAAGGAGAUCCAGCUGAUGCACCGGGCCCCCGUAGUCGGUAUAGUGGUGCUGGACGGUCACGGGGCUCCUCUCCCUGAGCCCCUCGAGGUGGCCCACGACCUGGCUCGCUCGCCCGACAUGCAGGGCUCACACCACCUGGUGGUUAUAUCUGAGGAGCAGUUCAAGGUUUUCACCCUGCCAAAGGUAAGCGCCAAGAUGAAGCUUAAGCUGACGGCCAUGGACGGCUCCAGGGUACGGCGGGUGGGCGUGGCCUGGUUCGGCAGCAGCCGGUCGGAGGACUACGGCGAGAGCGGUCUAGUGGUCCUGACCAACCAGGGCGACGUCCAUGUGGUGUCGCUGCCCACCGUGAAGAUGCAGGUCCACUACCCCUGCGUGCGGCGAGAGGACGUCAGUGGCAUCGCUUCAUGCGUCUUCACCAAGCAGGGCCAGGGCUUCUACCUAAUCUCCCCAUCUGAGUUUGAGCGGUUCUCUCUGUCAGCCCGGUACCUGGUGGAGCCUCGCUGUCUGGUGGAGGUUCCUCUUCAUACCGGCUCCUCCACCAAACGUAGGCCACAGCCCGAUGGAGCUUCAUCUGCUCAUAGAAUUGCCAAACAAGAAAGUGAGGAUGCAGAAAGUGCAGCUAGACGUGUUAUGGAGCAUGCUUUGCUGAAUGACGAGAAAGUACUACAAGAGAUCCAGAAGUCGCUAGAAGGAGACCAGACGUCGUUCCUGGAGAAUAAUGUGAAUAGCGCUGUAGCUUGAGAGAAAUGUCUGGACAGGUGAGAGUGAACUGACACGUUGACACGUAUGAAGCAUACCGCAGUCCUGUAGCAGCACUCUCCUCCUGCUCGGCCGACGCAACCACUACUGACCCCCACCGACCCCUUCGCCUCAGUGACUGACUUCCCCGCUUUCAGCUCCCACGCGACCCCCCCGCCCCCCUCGUGGAGAGACACCGAAUGGCUCUCGGCAGCCGCUCAAGGCUCACUCACGGUGCAGACGGAGGGGCGAUGUAUAGACACCACCUGUGCCUAAAGGCCGCGUGCUGUACGCAUCACAGCGCGGUCACCGCCAUUUUAACCCCUAAGCUACAUGAAGCGCACUCCUGGCAUGUGACUGAUGCCAUAAUUCAUCAAACCAAGAUCAAUGCCAGGAUGGAACCAGAGUCUCAGUUCUGCCAUAGAUGCCGCCAGUUGAACCUGCAGCCACUUGACUCUAAAAAGCCUUUAUCACCAGCAGCCUUCUCAUGCGGCAACGGUUCUUCCAAUCAUCACAAUCUGCUGUGCAUUCUCAUUGGCCUCCAUCUCCCCACAUGGACAUACAACUGGAAGGAGUGUGUGUGUGUGUGUGUGGGGGGAUGAUUUGAAUAAUGUUGAUGAAAAAUAUUUUAUAGCUUGAAUUUUAAAUGAUUUGUGCCUAAUUUCUUAAUUUUAUUUGAAGAAACCUCUGAUUUAUACUGUGGAAGCUCAUUUCUGCCAGGAAAAGGGAUGCAACAAACAGAUGAUAAGUUAGGAAUGAUAAUAAAUGGAAAAAAGUGAUAAGUCAAUACUAUGAGAUAACAUGUUGUUGAAUCAUGAUUUAUGGCUAGUAAAUCAAAAGUAAAUCAAAAGUCUGGACAGUCUCACAAGUGAAAAUGAUAAAAAAAACAACCUAAAAUAUAAGAAAUGUCUUACUUACAUUAUUAAACUAAACAGCCAUGAUCUAGCUUGGUCAGAAUCUUGUAGUAUUGACUUGGAAUAUUGUAAUUUUGACGCAGUAUUAUUAUUAUUUUAACAUAUGUUAUCAAUUUUAGACAAUUUCAUUCUUGCUUCUUGAUGAAAUUAUACUUACUAUUAUAAUUCAAACUCUAAGUUAAUAACUUUAGCCUCAUAUCUUGUCAUUUUGCCUCCAAAUCUAAAUCUUUUCAUUUUUAAUUGGGUCAAGUUUUUUGAACCACCCCAUUUCUUUAUUGUUUUGAUGCAAAAAAAAGUUAUUUCAUAAUUUUAACUUGGUAUGUCAAUAGUUUGACUUGACAUGAAUGGUUUUUUUUUUUGUUUUUUUUAAUCCUUAAAUGUGCCACCCUUUUUAGUUUUUAGUUUUUUGGUGUAAAUGAGCUUCCAUAAUAUUCAGAUUAACUAUCAAGGGAAAUGUAAACUGUUAAGCCCCCGAAGUGAAAAAAAAAAAAGAUACAAAAGUUUUUUUAUGUCUGUCGAACUGGUGAAAACGUGUUUUUAUGAGUCACAAAUCAUUCAUAGCAUUACAAACUGUGUACUCUGUACACCGCUGACGCAGCCCUAUUCCCUCCCGUCCACUCUAUACUUUGUAACCUGCCAUAGGUACUUCUCCACUACUGCAGAGCUCACAGUGCUGUACUUUUUUGGGGGGUGGGGCAGCUUUCUAUGGGGUUUGGUUUUUAAUUAUUUUUGAUGUAAACCAUUUUUAUAUGCCAGCAAUGAAUAAUGUAAUUUAGGAAUGUAAUUGUAAGCUAUUGUAGUGAAAUGUUUUUAAUAUAUACAGUGUGUAUGUGACUCAGUCUGUACCUGUGGGCCUGUCGUAACUGGGGUUGGCUGCUAUUUAGAUCGUACAAGGAAAUAUUUUGGUACUGUGUCUCAGAAUGCUGGGUAUUUAGCAUCAGCCUAGAAUAUAUUUUUGUAGUGAACUGAUUAAGAACCCUCUUUUUUUUUUUUUUUUUUGUAACU
This is a messenger RNA of Anoplopoma fimbria (sablefish), 5295 nucleotides long. It is a transcript of the gene llgl2, whose product is annotated as LLGL scribble cell polarity complex component 2. The transcript has 27 exons. Gene Ontology annotation, molecular function: GTPase activator activity; myosin II binding. The record is from RefSeq and is a predicted model, not a curated record. Lineage: Eukaryota; Metazoa; Chordata; Actinopteri; Perciformes; Anoplopomatidae. Bases 356 to 3379 code for a protein of 1007 amino acids. Gene Ontology annotation, biological process: cortical actin cytoskeleton organization; regulation of establishment or maintenance of cell polarity; regulation of Notch signaling pathway. Gene Ontology annotation, cellular component: cytoplasm; plasma membrane; cortical actin cytoskeleton.